CUGCCACCGCUCAGCCGGCACAGCCCAGGGGAGCCUGAGAGCAGGAGAGCCUGGAGCAGGGGUGGGAGGGAUCGAAGGAGGGAGGGAGCAAGGGCCCGCCCCGGCUCUCCCUCUGCCCUGCUGCCCGCCCUUCCUGCCGCCACAGCUUGUCUUUUUCAGACACCCUGGAAUCCCCUCAGACCAGCCCGGCGGGCGCGCACCUGCCAGUCGCCCCUGACCUCACAGGCCAGGGGACCCCUGAGCCGGAGAAGAUGGCCCAGGCCAAGACUGAUUGCCGCUCACCUGUCGGCCUCGAUUGCUGCAACUGCUGCCUGGACCUGGCCCACCGGAGCGGGCUCCAGCGAGGCAGCAGUGGGGAGAACAACAACCCGGGCAGCCCCACUGUGAGCAACUUUCGGCAGCUGCAGGAGAAGCUGAUUUUCGAGAACCUCAACACGGACAAGCUCAACAGCAUAAUGCGGCAGGAUUCGCUAGAGCCGGUGCUACGAGACCCCUGCUACCUGAUCAACGAGGGCAUCUGCAACCGCAACAUCGACCAGACCAUGCUCUCCAUCCUGCUCUUCUUCCACAGUGCCUCUGGAGCCAGUGUGGUGGCCAUAGACAACAAAAUCGAGCAGGCCAUGGAUCUAGUGAAAAAUCAUCUAAUGUAUGCUGUGAGAGAGGAAGUGGAGGUCCUGAAGGAGCAGAUCCGAGAACUUGUGGAGAAGAAUUCCCAGCUGGAGCGUGAGAAUACCCUCUUGAAGACCCUAGCAAGCCCAGAGCAGCUGGAGAAGUUCCAGUCUCGUCUGAGCCCAGAAGAGUCAGCUCCUGAAUCUCCACAAGCGCCUGAGGCCCCUGGUGGUUCUGCGGUGUAAGUGGCUCUGUCCUUGGGGUGGGCAGAGCCACUAAACUUGUUCUACCUAGUUCUUUCCAGUUUGUUUUUGGCUCCCCAAGCGUCAUCUCAUGUGGAGAACUUUACACCUAGCAUAGCUGGUGCCAAGAGAUGUCCUAAGGACAUGGCCACCUGGGUCUACUCCAGUGACAGACCCCUGACAAAAGAGUAGGUCUCUGGAGGCUGAGUUGCAUGGGGCCUAGGAACCCCAAGUCAGUGAGCCUCUAAUGCUGUCGUGCCCUGGGGGCUCUCAGGGCCUGAGCAACCUACUACAACUGGCAAGGGAGAAAGGUUGUUUGAGCUGCGGUGCCAGUUUGCUACAGAAUGAUUAAGGGGUCUGUUUUUCAUUUCCAUGGACAUCUUCAACAGCUUCACCUGACAAUAACUGUUCCUAUGAAGAAGCCACUUGUGUUUUAAGCAAAGGCAGCCUCUCUUCUCCUCUGCUUUGUGAAGGCAGGGGACACAGAUGGGAGAGAUUGAGCCAAGUCAGCCUUCUGUUGGUUAAUAUGGCAUAAUGCAUGGCUUUGUGCACAGCCCGGUGUGGGAUUACAGCUUUGGGAUGACUGCUUACAAAGUUCUGUUUGGUUAGUAUUGGCAUAGUUUUUCUAUAUAGCCAUAAAUGCAUAUAUAUGCCCAUAGGGCUAGUCUAUAUCUUAGUGUAGCGAUGUAUAUGUGUAUACAUACAUCUACAUGUUGAAGGGCCUAACCAGCUUUGGGAGUAUUGACUGGUCCCCUAUGUCUUAAGGGUAAUUCUUUGACUGUGUUCAUUUAUCAAGGUGAUCCAGUUUGUCCUUUAGGUUAAGACUCAAGAGUUAAGGCAGGGAGAGGGGGGCCAGCCUCUGAAUGCAGCCACAGAUGCCUUGCUGCUGCAACCCUUUCCCCAUCUGUCCACUGAAGAUCUGCGAAGUUCUCUUUUGAAUGCCAAACCCACCAUUCACUGGUGCUGACUACAUAGAAUGGGGUGGAGAGAAGAUCAGCUUGGACUUCGCAGUGUUGUUUGAAAACUUUUAUUUUAUUUUUUUAAUACUUUUGGAAAACUUUAGAGUGAGCAGAACGAUGGUGUCCUGCUGCAGGCAAGGGAUGGACAAGAGAAUGGCUUUGAUCCAAUGGGAUCUGCCCAGGGAGCUUGUCUCUAAGGGGUUCUGUGACAGUGAAUACUUUCCACUUUCUGACACCUUAUCCUGAUGAAUGUCUGCAGGAUUUGGAUUUUGAUUUUUCAAAUGUAGCUUGAAAUUUCAAUAAACUUUGCUCUUUUUUUUUUCUAAAAAUAAA
Molecule: messenger RNA, 2143 nt
Organism: Tupaia belangeri chinensis (Chinese tree shrew)
Lineage: Eukaryota; Metazoa; Chordata; Mammalia; Scandentia; Tupaiidae
Gene: TSC22D3
Product: TSC22 domain family member 3
Exons: 4
Coding region: 252-854 (200 amino acids)
Biological process (GO): regulation of transcription by RNA polymerase II; negative regulation of activation-induced cell death of T cells
Source: RefSeq, a predicted model, not a curated record